This is a messenger RNA of Sitophilus oryzae (rice weevil), 527 nucleotides long. RefSeq names its product complex III assembly factor LYRM7. The transcript has a single exon. Gene Ontology annotation, biological process: mitochondrial respiratory chain complex III assembly. The record is from RefSeq and is a predicted model, not a curated record. The coding region runs from base 66 to 440 and encodes 124 amino acids. NCBI's taxonomy places the organism in Eukaryota, Metazoa, Arthropoda, Insecta, Coleoptera, Curculionidae.
AAAAAGUUAGGUUAUAAGUUUAUUUUUAAAAGUUCCAGAAUUUUAUUUAUAAGAAUUAUUAAAUAAUGUCCAACAAUUUAAGAAAAGAAGUACUUAGAUGUUUCAAGACAAUCCACAAGACCCGACAGAACGUAUUUAAAGGAGAUGACAGGGCACUCAGCGAAGGCAGGAAGAAAAUCAAUGAGGAAUUUGAUAAAUACAAACACAUUCAAGACGAGGAAGCAAUAAAAGAAUUAUUAAAUCAAUGUAAAGCAGUUGAGCUUGAAUUGAGGACCUGUGUAAUACAAGCAAAGGAGGUAGCUCCAAAUUUAUACCAAGCUGAAAUCACACAGGAUACACUGAAGCUGGAUAACAUACCUUUCAAUGCUACGGCAUGCUGUAGUAGUAGUGAUAGUGCAAAGAGAGAUAAAAGGAAAAAUAAAGGUGGUUGUGGUUCAUAAUUUAUACUUAAAUUAUUAUUGAUAGAGUUAGUGUAUACUAUGAUUGUGAUAUAUUUAUAGAUGUAGCGAAUAAAAGUGUAUAAAGAU